Messenger RNA from Camarhynchus parvulus, 2806 nucleotides. RefSeq names its product CXXC motif containing zinc binding protein (gene CZIB). Lineage: Eukaryota; Metazoa; Chordata; Aves; Passeriformes; Thraupidae. The record is from RefSeq and is a predicted model, not a curated record. Gene Ontology annotation, molecular function: zinc ion binding. The coding region runs from base 151 to 627 and encodes 158 amino acids. The transcript has 8 exons.
GCUCCCCGCGCGCGGGGCGCUGGCGGCCGCCAUCUCGGCUGAGGGCAGACGCGGCUUCGCGCCGGCCCAGCCGGGCAGGGAGCGUGGAGGCGCCAUCUUGGCUGAGGUCACGGCCGCGGGAGCAGGGAAUAGCAGGGAAUCCGUGCGGCCAUGGGGGUAGAGGAUCGGUCUGCAGCUCCGCGCCACGCUGGAGAACAUCACCCGGCUGCGGGCCGAGGGCGAGGACUUCCGAUGCUGAAAUGUGGGAACUGCGGUGAAGUCUCCGAAAAGUGGCAGUACCUGCGGCUGAUGGACAGUGCUCCCCUGAAGGGCGGCCGAGGAAGCGCCACGAUGGUGCAGAAGUGCAAGCUGUGCUCCAGGGAGAACUCCAUCGAUAUUUUAAGUCAGACAAUCAAGCCUUACAAUGCUGAAGACAGCGAGAAAUUCAAAACAAUUGUGGAGUUUGAAUGCCGAGGUCUGGAACCAGUUGACUUUCAACCACAGGCAGGGUUUGCUGCUGAAGGCGCAGAAUCUGGCACACCUUUCAAUGACAUAAACUUGUUAGAAAAGGAUUGGAAUGACUAUGAUGAAAAAACAAAGGAAUCUGUUGGAAUCUAUGAAGUUACCCAUAAAUUUGUAAAAUGUUGAAGUUCAUACCUGUGACAAAUGAUGACAUGGUUAUUGAUGGAGGAGCUGUAAACAUCAGAUAUGCAGCUUCCUUGGAGUUACUUUUUCACAUGGCUGCACUUCAGAAAUGGAAACCUAAGUUCACAGAAUCAUUUAGGUUGGAAAUGAUCUCCAAGACUGAGUUCAACCUUUGACCGACAUCGCUGAGUUGUACUUUCCAUCCCCAGCAUGCCCCAAUAAAAUAUUUCCCAUGGAGCACUUGGAGAUGGCCUCAGUACAAACUGAAAAUAGUACAUAUUGACUGAACAGUGCCAUGGCCCUAAUGCUGUGGGGUUUGGGAAUUACAUGGCUGUGGUGGGCUGUAGCUUAGCUAAUAGAUUGAGUAACUACUUACACAACUUACAGCCUUAAAGGUUUUAAUAGUUGGUCACCAGGAAGUACCUACAUUUGAUUGUCUAACAUAAGCAAAUAAAGUCUUCCCACUCAGCACUCCUAUCGUGAGGAAAUGGCUGCAAGCACUAAUAAAGGCAGUGUUGACUCCUCAAAGGAACAGCUACACCUCAAGCAGCUUUCUGCCACUUCAGGUAAAGACUGAGGUGAGUUUUCUGAGAACACUUACUAAGCCUGACUUGCUGCUGACAUUUACACAGUUACAAUCCUCUGAAAAGCAAGUUAUCUUUCCAAGUAUGUCAUUAAGUAAACCUCGUUUUUAGGUGAAGACAGACUUUGUACUCCUUGGCGAGUGCAUUCACAAUCCUGCCAGCUGGUCUCAUGUUUCAAAGCGAAACAAACCCCACCAAACAAACCCAAAAAGGAAAAAAAAAAAAAAGCCCAGCCAAUCUUUAGUGAAUUUUAUUCAGACUUUUGGUCUGAUUAUUGUUUCCUGAUACAUUAUUUCUGCAUCUUCCCAAAUUAUCACCUUCCUUUCCUUGUUUAAAUGAACAAAAACAAUCAUGCUGAGUUUUAGAGUAAGUUUUCAAAUACUGCUUUUCAGCUGAAAACUAGAACAGCACGUUACAAGAGCAAAGCCUUCAGACUUACAUAUGAAAGGCUUUCCCCUGCUAGCACUUUUAUUUCACACUUCCAGGACAGGGUAUUGCUUACACUUAUGUGCUAAAUUAAAAAGACCCUGGGAGAACCUGGAAACUGAAAUACCCAAAGGAAGAGCAAAGGGAAGUAGUUUCUGAGCCUCUGAACCUGAUCUGUCACAUCCAACCAAGGUGCUCAAGCUUUCCUGCUCUGCUGACACAUUUGGUUGUCCAUGGCAGUGGGACAUGAGCUGCAUUUACACAGAUGACAGAAGCCACCACCACUGUGCAAUUCAGCUCCACAGAAAGACUUGGCCUCCCAGAAGAAAAAGAGCGGAAAUCAAGGGGGUGAAAGGCAGGAAUUCAAGAUCUACAUACCAGAGUGCAGAAUGCUUGCAGCAGUUUUCUUUCCAACCUUUGUAAGAAACAUGAGCUAUUGAUAAAGGGUCUGUCCAUGCUGUAUGAUUUAGAUAUGGCAAUAAAAGAACUUCGUGGUUAUUAAUAGACAGCUUUAUUAAAAUACAGUCUUUUCCAGUCAAUUUAACAACCCAGUUGGUGACUGCAGGUUUCUUAAAGCCUCCCACUUCAUUUUUUGUGUCUCUAAAAGCUGUUAUAGUGGAAAGGCUUCAAGCAGUUGAGGCACAAUCAGUUCUGAUAUAAAUUCAGGUUUAAAGAGAUAAGUUAGUAAGCAAGCUUACUGCAAGAGUGCAAAUGGAACCACUCUUCCAUGUUUAAAAUUACUGCAUGUAUUUUUUUAAAACCAAACAGUUCAAGAGCGGUGUCACAGUAGUGUAGUCUGUCCAAACAUUCAUGGAACACAGGUAUUCCAAGUUCAUUAACUCAAUAAAAAUGCUUAUUUUAGAUUAUGUGUUUUAAGAACACAUGGAUCUGUUACUUAAUUUGACAUAGUUAAUGGCUGCAUUUCCUGAAUGAAUUCAAGGUCUGUAAUUGAUUUCUUUAAAAUGGAUAGACACUUCCUACUGAAUUUAACAGUAUUCAAGUUCAGUGAUGAUACAUGAAUCCAGUUAGGCUGGGCAGUCUCAUCCAUGCUGAACAUUGAUUAGUAUGUCACUUAGACAUAAUCUGCAUUUUGUUCUGCAACUGUAAAGUGUUCCAAUGUCUUUAUGUCUAACUACCAAUUUUCUUGCCCUUCAAAACAUUAAAGAUAUCUU